Perognathus longimembris pacificus (Pacific pocket mouse) is the source of this 5020-nucleotide messenger RNA. It is a transcript of the gene Smc4, whose product is annotated as structural maintenance of chromosomes 4. The coding region runs from base 204 to 4070 and encodes 1288 amino acids. The transcript has 24 exons. NCBI's taxonomy places the organism in Eukaryota, Metazoa, Chordata, Mammalia, Rodentia, Heteromyidae. Gene Ontology annotation, biological process: mitotic chromosome condensation. Gene Ontology annotation, molecular function: ATP hydrolysis activity; ATP binding; protein binding. The record is from RefSeq and is a predicted model, not a curated record. Gene Ontology annotation, cellular component: chromosome.
CCUAGAAACUUCCCGAGCCCGCGCAGGCGCACUAGCGGCCAGAAGAUGGCGGGGAUCGUCGCCGCCCUUUUCUCUCUUUUUUUUUUUUUUUCAAAUGAGUCGUUCCCACAAGUCCUUGCGCGCAUUUGUAACGAAUUUCCGUUCGAGUUUGUAUUUUAGGCGCCAUUUUCGAGUGGAGGACCUGGAGCCGAGGCGUCGCCACCAUGCCCCGGAAAGGCGCCCAGCCGUCCAGCGCCCGGCGCCGAGAGGAAGCGCCGCCGGUGACCCCGGACGGCGCCAGCAGCGACGCGGAGCCCGAGCUGCGGGCCGCCGGCGCCCCGAGCCUGCCAGCGGCCUCCCCAGAGACUCCAGGUGAGGAGCUCGACACCCGGAGUUUAGAAGAGAUUUUGAGUAGUAUCCCUCCACCCCCGCCCCCCGCCAUGACCAACGAAGCCGGAGCUCCCCGGCUCAUGAUCACUCACAUCGUAAACCAGAACUUCAAGUCUUACGCCGGGGAAAAAAUCCUGGGACCCUUCCAUAAGCGCUUUUCCUGUAUAAUUGGGCCAAAUGGCAGUGGCAAAUCCAAUGUUAUCGAUUCUAUGCUUUUUGUGUUUGGCUAUCGGGCUCAAAAAAUAAGAUCUAAGAAACUGUCGGUGCUAAUUCAUAAUUCUGAUGAGCAUAAGGAUAUUCAGAGUUGCACUGUGGAGGUUCAUUUUCAAAAGAUAAUCGAUAAGGAAGGGGAUGAUUAUGAAGUCGUUCCUAGUAGUAACUUCUAUGUAUCUAGAACGGCCUACAGAGAUAAUACUUCUGUCUAUCACAUUAGUGGGAAGAAAACUACAUUCAAGGAUGUUGGAAAUCUUCUUCGAAGCCAUGGGAUUGACUUGGACCAUAAUAGAUUUCUAAUCUUACAGGGUGAAGUUGAACAGAUUGCUAUGAUGAAACCAAAAGGCCAUACUGAACAAGACGAGGGUAUGCUUGAAUAUCUAGAAGACAUAAUUGGCUGUGGACGACUGAAUGAACCUAUUAGAAUCUUGUGUCGGAGAGUUGAAGUACUGAAUGAACACAGAGGAGAGAAGCUAAACAGAGUUAAAAUGGUGGAAAAAGAAAAGGAUGCCUUAGAAGGAGAGAAGAACAUGGCCAUUGAAUAUCUGACCUUAGAAAAUGAAAUAUUUAAAAAAAAGAAUCAUGUUUGUCAAUACUACAUUUAUGACCUGCAGAAACGAACUGCUGAAAUACAAACUCAAAAGGAAAAAAUUUAUGAAGACACCAAAGAAAUCAAUGAGAAGAGUAAUAGACUGUCAGAGGAAAUGAAAGCUAAGAAUAAAGCUGUUAAAGAUGUAGAGAAGAAACUGAAUAAAAUCACAAAAUUUAUUGAGGAGAAUAAAGAAAAAUAUACACAACUAGAUUUGGAAGAUGUUCAAGUUAGAGAGAAAUUACAACAUGCUAAAAUUAAAGCUAAAAAACUAGAGAAACAAUUUCAAAAAGAUAAAGAGAAGGCUGAAGACUUUAAAAAUCUGCCCGUCAACAGUAAGAAUAUCAUAACGGAGGCAACAGCCAGAAGCAAUUCCCUUGAGAAGGAAAAGGAGAAAGAAGAAAAAAAGUUGAAGGAAGUUAUGGACAGCCUAAAACAGGAAACUCAGGGGCUUCAGAAUGAAAAAGAAAGUCGAGAGAAAGAACUUAUGGGUUUCAACAAAUCAGUAAAUGAAGCACGUUCAAAGAUGGAUGUGGCCCAGUCAGAACUUGAUAUCUAUCUAAGCCGACAUAACACUGCAGUGUCUCAGCUAAAUAAGGCAAAAGAAGCCUUGGGUACAGCUUCUGAAACUCUGAAAGAAAGGAAGACUGCCAUCAAAGAUAUAGAGGCCAAGCUCCCUCAAACUGAACAGGAAUUAAAGGAGAAAGAAAAAGAAUUCCAAAAACUUACACAAGAAGAAAAAAAUUUGAAGAGUUUGGUUCAUGAUCUUUUUCAAAAAGUUGAAGAAGCAAAGAGUUCCUUAGCGAUGAAUCGAAGUAGGGGGAAAGUCCUGGAUGCGAUCAUUCAAGAAAAAAAAUCAGGCAGGAUCCCAGGAAUAUAUGGAAGAUUGGGGGAUUUGGGAGCCAUUGAUGAAAAAUACGAUAUCGCCAUUUCAUCCUGUUGUCAUGCCUUAGACUACAUCGUUGUUGAUUCUAUCGAUACAGCCCAAGAAUGUGUGAACUUUCUGAAGAGAAAUAACAUUGGAGUUGCUACCUUCAUAGGUCUGGAUAAGAUGGCAGUGUGGGCAAAAAAGAUGACCAAAAUUCAAACUCCUGAGAACACCCCUCGGUUAUUUGAUUUAGUUAGAGUAAAAGAUGACAAAAUCCGCCAAGCUUUUUACUUUGCUUUACGGGAUACCUUGGUAGCUGACAACUUAGAUCAAGCCACAAGAGUAGCCUAUCAGAAGGACAAACGGUGGAGAGUGGUAACCUUACAGGGACAAAUCAUCGAACAGUCAGGCACAAUGACCGGCGGGGGAAGCAAAGUGAUGAGGGGGAGAAUGGGGUCUUCGCUCGUCCUGGAACUCUCUGAGGAAGAGGUAAAUAAAAUGGAAUCACAGUUGCAAAAAGAUUCUCAGAAAACAACACAAAUCCAAGAACAGAAAGUACAGCUUGAAGAAGCCAUAGUUAAGUUAAGGCACAGUGAAAGAGAAAUGAGGAAUACACUAGAAAAGUUCACUGCAAGCAUCCAGCGGUUAUCAGAGCAAGAAGAAUAUUUAAGUGUCCAAAUUAAGGAACUUGAAGCCAAUGUACUUGCUACAGCUCCUGACAAAAAAAAACAGAAAUUACUAGAAGGAAAUGUCAAUGCUUUCAAAGCCGAAUAUGAAGCUGUGGCAAAGAAAGCUGGCAAGGUAGAAGCUGAGGUCAAACGGUUACAUGAUCUCAUCGUAGAAAUCAACAACCAUAAACUCAAGGCCCAACAAGACAAACUGGAUAAAAUCAACAAGCAGUUAGAUGAAUGUGCCUCUGCUAUUACUAAAGCCCAAGUAGCGAUCAAUACUGCUGACAGAAAUCUUAAAAAGGCACAAGACUCUGCCUUUCGCACAGAGAAAGAAAUAAAAGACACAGAGAAAGAAGUGAAGGACUUGCAAGCAGAGCUAAAAAACCUUGAGGAGAAAGCAACAGAAGUCAUCAGCAACACCAAUGCUGCAGAGGAAUCCUUACCAGAGAUCCAGAAGGAACAUCGUAACCUACUUCAGGAACUGAAAGUUAUUCAAGAAAAUGAACAUGCUCUUCAAAAAGAUGCACUGAGUAUUAAGUUGAAACUUGAGCAAAUUGAUGGUCACAUUGCUGAACAUAACUCUAAAAUAAAAUACUGGCAAAAGGAGAUUUCAAAAAUUACAUUGCACCCUAUAGAAGAUCAUCCUAUUGAAGAGAUCUCAGUUCUAAGCACAAAGGACCUAGAAGCAAUCAAGAACCCAGAUUCUAUCACAAACCAAAUUGCACUUUUGGAAGCCCAGUGCCAUGAAAUGAAACCAAACCUUGGUGCCAUUGCAGAGUAUAAAAAGAAGGAAGAACUGUAUUUGCAACGAGUAGCAGAAUUGGACAAAAUUACAUCUGAAAGAGAUAAUUUUAGACGGGCCUAUGAAGAUCUUCGAAAACAAAGACUUAAUGAGUUUAUGGCAGGUUUUUAUGUAAUAACAAAUAAAUUAAAGGAAAACUACCAGAUGCUUACUCUAGGAGGGGAUGCAGAACUAGAACUUGUAGACAGCUUGGAUCCCUUCUCUGAAGGAAUCAUGUUCAGUGUUCGGCCACCUAAGAAAAGUUGGAAGAAGAUCUUCAAUCUCUCAGGAGGAGAGAAAACGCUCAGCUCACUGGCUUUAGUAUUUGCCCUUCACCACUACAAGCCCACUCCCCUUUACUUCAUGGACGAAAUCGAUGCAGCCCUUGACUUUAAAAAUGUAUCCAUUGUUGCCUUUUACAUAUAUGAACAAACGAAAAAUGCCCAAUUCAUCAUAAUUUCUCUUCGAAACAAUAUGUUUGAGAUUUCAGAUAGACUUAUUGGAAUUUACAAAACAUACAAUAUAACAAAGAGUGUUGCAGUAAACCCAAAAGAAAUAGCAUCUAAAGGACUUUGUUGAACUUUAUCCUGAAGAUGUGUUUGAACAGAUUUGCAUUUCUGGUUCUGUUUGUAAAAGAUUACAAAUGUUGUACAAAGUACAUAUUAAGCUGUUUGACAAAAGUGCUAUUUUCACUGUUACGAGUUGAUAUAUUCUCUAUGCUUAUUAGAUUAUAAAAAUUAUCUUAAUAUGUGUGUAUAUAUAUCCAAGCUGACCUCAAACUCAGUCAUCCCCCCUCAGCUUCCUAAAAGCUAAGAUUAAAGUUGUGCAUCACUAUGCCCAGGUCUAAAAAAAUAAAAAAAAACUAAGUGGCAAACUAGAGGAAAUAGAAUGGCUGGAGGAUCAGGUGACUUGUCCUUCGUCCAGAAUUGCUACAAACAAAGAGUUUAAAAGUAUGUUGAAAAUAAAUUUCAAAGCUACAGUGUGUUAUCAAGGCUCAGCCUCAUGUUUAUUUGACCUAAACUGGGAAAUUCUAGCAAGCAGUAGACAGAUUCUAAGGCACUGUGCUUAAUGCUCGUGUAAUGGGAAAUGUCCUUAAGGCAUUUGCUUAAUGACUUAUAAUAGGAAGAUGAAACGUGUGUCAUUUGAUUUUUUUUUUUUUUUUUUUGGACAGGGGUGAAGAGGGCAUGCUUACCUGGUACUCAUAACUACCAUUCUACCACUUGAGCCACAAUACGGUGGGGAUGGGGGUAGGGGUAACUCCUUCAGCUGGUUCAGUUUUUUUUGCUGGUUAACUGUAGUCUCAGCCUUUGCUGUAAGGGUUGGCUUCAAACAAUCUCCAGAUCUCAUCCUGCAUAGUGCUCAAAUAGGAUUUUUUUUGUUUACUGUAUUUGAAGCAUGUUAGAAGUCGAAGUAAGUUGACAACCAGUUGGAUUUCAGAAGAAACUGCAUCCAGAGAUUCAAUUUCUAGGUAUUUAAAGAAUUCACCAACUGGCUACCCAUUUAUUGGACCACUGUUUAAUGUAUUUUUU